CUAACGUCCUGCUUACCAUGUCUUGUUUGCACAGAAGGCGUUGACAAGUUGGUACGAAAAACUUUCCCUUGUUGCUAAUUUGCCGUUGUUGGCAAGCCGGAUUCCUUGUUGGCGCGAAGGGCAAGCUGCAAGCCGAUCGCAACUGUAGGGCCAAGGAUUUCCAUAUUAGCUGUGCUAAGUCUAUGCCGAUAUGGACGGAGCAGCAAGCGGGCAAGGCGCUGCGGCUCAUGGCUCGGCCCCAAGCAGCUCUGGGCCCUCGCUUAUCGGCACGCACGACCACACACGCCUAUGGCUACAAUCAAAGCUUGCCGGUGACUGGAGCGCCCAGACUGGUGCCAGCGGCAUGACGGAGGAGCGCCUUCAUGCUCUGAUGCGCACAUUUGGCAGCCUGGACAGCAUGGUUAAGGUUAGGUUGCUGCUCGCCGGCCUGUUCGUGCCGCGCCCUGAGCGGCCGCGGCUGCAGCCGCUGCUGCAGGAGCUUUCCACUCAGGCCGCAGGCAGCCAGGAUGAAUGGGUGCGCGCGACUGCAGCUGCGGUGGGCGACUUCAGCGGUCCGCUAGACAUGCGCGCGCUCAUGGCACAUUUCCCGCUGGUUCGAGACACCAUGACGGGCCUCAGCGCCCAGCUCUCCGACCUCACCACCCCAGCGGCCCUGCUGCCUCAGUCGGAGCCCUACAUGCACCAAGACAUCAGCCGCCUGCCCCAGCCCCAGCCCCCGCACGACCCCACCUCCUCCGCACCCUCCACCUCCUCCGCACCCUCCUCCGGACCGCACUUUCGUCUGCGUCAGCCGCCCGCCACCACCCUUCCCGACCUGGGUUUGCUUCCCGGGCCGCAACCCGGCAGCAGUGGACAGCCGGGGGCAGCGGGUCGGGGGG
This is a messenger RNA of Astrephomene gubernaculifera, 878 nucleotides long. The record is from the annotation of a GenBank genome assembly. Lineage: Eukaryota; Viridiplantae; Chlorophyta; Chlorophyceae; Chlamydomonadales; Astrephomenaceae.